This is a messenger RNA of Apiotrichum porosum, 726 nucleotides long. RefSeq lists its product as uncharacterized. The record is from RefSeq and is a predicted model, not a curated record. The transcript is spliced from 4 exons. The coding region runs from base 1 to 726 and encodes 241 amino acids. NCBI's taxonomy places the organism in Eukaryota, Fungi, Basidiomycota, Tremellomycetes, Trichosporonales, Trichosporonaceae.
AUGUCCUCCUCGCCCUCGUCUUCAACGUUCGCCAACACCCAACCGUCUGUCGCUCUCAAACCUUUCAUCACCAUGGCCGAACACGAGCACCAUGUCCGUUUCGCGCCCAUGAUGCGUGUCAGAAGCUUCGUCGAGACACCAGCGUUCAAACAGGCUAGAGUCCCAAAGUUCACCAAGCCCUAUGACAACGACGCCAGCGGAGUCGCAAAGCUGAUCAAAAACUCGAAGACAUCCACCACCUCAAAGUCUCCCCGCCCCCGCGGAGCGUGCAAGGACAGCAAUGGUACCCCAAGGCCUGGUCGUCCGCUUCGCAGCGUGCUCGCUACACCCAAGCUAUCCAAAGUUACCGUCCACCACACGGCAGGGACCACGCCUCGCCCAGUCCACGCCAGCUACCGCCCUACCCUUACCAGUCGAGACUUGAACAUUGACCGUCACCGUCGCCAUGGUCUCAAGGGCAGCAUCGACAGCAUUGUCCUCCCGACCACGUUGAAGGGGCUCAAGACGAAAGAAGUACCCACUGAGACGUUUGUGGCCCUCCGCAAGCGGGUGUCAGCGUGGGCGCUUCACUGUGCCAUUGAGAUGCAAGAGGCGGUCUUGGAGAUGGAGAGGGGCAAGAACAAUGAGGCCCAGAGCGUCGAGAACGACCACGACGUCCUUCCGGCCGCGUCGGAAACUGCAGGGCUGAACGUGGACGACAAGGUGGACGUCCUCCACUCCGGUUGA